Messenger RNA from Frankliniella occidentalis (western flower thrips), 2008 nucleotides. RefSeq names its product elongation factor 1-alpha. Lineage: Eukaryota; Metazoa; Arthropoda; Insecta; Thysanoptera; Thripidae. Gene Ontology annotation, biological process: translation; translational elongation. The record is from RefSeq and is a predicted model, not a curated record. The transcript is spliced from 5 exons. Gene Ontology annotation, molecular function: translation elongation factor activity; GTP binding; GTPase activity. The coding region runs from base 190 to 1578 and encodes 462 amino acids.
GCAGCGCUCAACAGGCGGGUUUUGGAACUACUGGCUGCCCACGUGACCUUUUAAGACGGGGUCUGGAUCCUGGCUCAUCGCAUUCGCACUUUCCUUCAUCCACUUCGUCGUGUGAGCUGAACUGAAGUAGAUCUCCGCGGAGAGCUACUUUCUUAUUUACAAAAGUUAUCAGCAAACUAAUCGCUCACCAUGGGUAAGGAGAAGGUUCACAUUAACAUCGUCGUCAUCGGCCAUGUCGACUCCGGCAAGUCCACCACCACCGGCCAUCUCAUCUACAAGUGCGGUGGUAUCGACAAGCGUACCAUCGAGAAGUUCGAGAAGGAAGCCCAGGAAAUGGGCAAGGGUUCCUUCAAGUACGCCUGGGUGUUGGACAAGCUGAAGGCUGAGCGUGAACGUGGUAUCACCAUCGACAUUGCUCUGUGGAAGUUCGAGACUGCCAAGUUCUACGUCACCAUCAUUGAUGCCCCCGGCCACAGGGAUUUCAUCAAGAACAUGAUCACUGGUACCUCACAGGCUGACUGUGCCGUGCUCAUUGUUGCUGCUGGUACUGGUGAAUUCGAAGCCGGUAUCUCCAAGAACGGACAGACCCGUGAGCACGCCCUGCUCGCUUUCACCCUGGGUGUCAAGCAGCUGAUCGUUGGUGUGAACAAGAUGGACUCCACCGAGCCUCCAUUCAGCGAAGCUCGUUUCGAGGAAAUCAAGAAGGAAGUCUCCUCUUACAUUAAGAAGAUCGGUUACAACCCCGCCGCUGUCGCCUUCGUGCCCAUCUCCGGCUGGCACGGCGACAACAUGUUGGAGCCCUCUGCCAAGAUGGGCUGGUACAAGGGGUGGAAUGUGGAGCGUAAGGAGGGUAAGGCUGAGGGCAAGUGCCUGAUUGAGGCUCUUGACGCCAUCCUUCCCCCCUCCCGUCCCACAGACAAGGCCCUGCGUCUGCCCCUGCAGGACGUGUACAAGAUUGGUGGUAUUGGUACCGUCCCCGUCGGCCGUGUGGAGACCGGUGUCAUCAAGCCCGGUAUGGUUGUUACCUUCGCCCCUGCCAACAUCACCACUGAAGUCAAGUCUGUCGAGAUGCACCACGAAGCCCUGACCGAGGCUGUUCCCGGCGACAACGUUGGUUUCAACAUCAAGAACGUUUCCGUCAAGGAACUGCGUCGUGGAUACGUCGCUGGUGACUCCAAGGCCAACCCCCCCAAGGGCGCUGCUGACUUCACCGCUCAGGUCAUCGUCCUGAACCACCCUGGCCAGAUCUCCAACGGCUACACCCCUGUGCUGGAUUGCCACACCGCCCACAUUGCCUGCAAGUUCGCCGAGAUCAAGGAGAAGUGUGACCGUCGUACUGGCAAAACCACUGAGGAGAACCCCAAGGCCAUCAAGUCUGGUGAUGCCGCUAUUGUCAACCUUGUUCCCUCCAAGCCCAUGUGCGUGGAGUCCUUCCAGGAGUUCCCUCCCCUUGGUCGUUUCGCCGUCCGUGACAUGAGGCAGACCGUCGCCGUCGGUGUCAUCAAGAGCGUGAACUUCAAGGACCCCUCAUCCGGCAAGGUCACUAAGGCCGCCGAGAAGGCCCAGAAGAAGAAAUAACUAGGCGUGUUGGAUGUCUUGAGGAAUUGGGGACUGGCCGGAACAUCAUGGCACAGCCAGUCCAUUUCAUCCAAAGGUGUGCCUCCCACACACUUGUGGAGACGCCCUAUCAAGGGCAUACUGAAACAUUGUUUCCAUCGGAAAGAACUAAGGAGGAAAGCCUUGUGAUAGUUGACAUUGUUUUUAUAAGCAUGGAGACUUGUGAUAGCCAAAUUUUUUUAUUUUUUCAAUUUGAUUUACUUUGAGUUAUGUACUAUUUAUUGGUGGUAUAACAAAGGUGUAUGGGAAUUGAUAUUAUGUACCAGCUCAAAGCUUUAAUGUUUGGAUGUUGCAAAAUUCGAGAACUUGUUGACUUCUGAGGCUAUUUUACCUUACCCAUGAAUGUAUGAAGUCACGUGCGACUUCACGCCAAUAAAUGCUGAUGACAACA